Messenger RNA from Gamsiella multidivaricata, 1986 nucleotides. Its product is annotated as pseudouridine synthase. The transcript has 5 exons. Gene Ontology annotation, molecular function: pseudouridine synthase activity; RNA binding. Gene Ontology annotation, cellular component: nucleus. The record is from RefSeq and is a predicted model, not a curated record. Lineage: Eukaryota; Fungi; Mortierellomycota; Mortierellomycetes; Mortierellales; Mortierellaceae. Bases 1 to 1986 code for a protein of 661 amino acids. Gene Ontology annotation, biological process: pseudouridine synthesis.
AUGAGCGAAGAGGUAGUUGGCAUCCGCACUUUUGUCGAGCCCUCUAUUCCAGGAUUCUCGGCCAUUAUCAAGCAGCGAUACACCGAUUUCAUUGUCAACGAAGUCGAUCAGCAGAAUGAAACCGUCCGCUUGACAUCUUACGAUGUGCCAGUUCCUAAUGCUGACGAGGUCAAGUUACGUCAGGAGCGCGAUCAGGCGAAGGAAGACGCGGCGCAGAUCAACAGGGCUGUGUCUGACGAAGACAAGCUGGCCGAGCUGUCGCAACUCCUGGGGGAUGACGCUGAGGUUAUGGAUCAGAUCAAGAAAAUGCUUGAUAGCUAUGGAAACGAUCUGGAGCAUGUUAAUUUGAAGCCAGAAGAAGAUAAGGCCAAGCGUACAGAGAUCCAUAAGCUGGUCAAGGAACGGUUCAGUGGAAGGAUGGUCUCGGAGACUAUGAACGGUACCAUCCGCCUCCGCAUGCAUAAGAAGAAAGAUAACUUCGACACAAGGGGCAAGGUAAAGACGGAUAUAUGGAAGGAGUUGGGUGGAGAGUUCUGUCGAUUCUGUCUCUUCAAGGAGAACCGCGAGACCAUGGAGGCUAUCAACUUUCUUACUGGCGCACUACGAGUGCCUGGUAAGGUGUUCACAAUUGCAGGGACCAAGGACAGAAGGGGCGUCACCAGUCAGUGGGUUACGGCACAUAAGGUCAAAGCAGAGCGUCUGAUUGCCGUUAACAAAACUCUGCGCAAUAUGUGCCUCGGAAACUUCAGUUACGUCUCUCGCGGACUCAAACUGGGCGAUCUCAACGGAAACCGAUUCAUGAUCACGCUCCGUAAUGUCCUUGUCGACUCUGAAGAGACACUGAACCGAUCGAUGGUCUCACUACGGGGUAAAGGCUUUAUCAACUAUUUCGGAAUGCAGCGAUUUGGUACUGGAUCCGUUGGCACUCAUGAUGUCGGCGCUGCGAUCCUAAGAUCUGAGUGGGAGGAGGCCGUAAAUCUAAUCAUGAAACCUCGUUUGGGAGAAGGACCUGAUUUGGAGAAGGCCAGGACACACUGGGCAAAGCACAAGGAUCCUGAAGAAGCACUGAAGCUUUUCCCGAGGCGAUGGGUGGCGGAAACACAGGUUCUGUGGUCUUUCCAAAAAGCGGGUCAUUUGAGGAGUCCCUAUGAUGCAUUGGCCAACAUUCCCAGGAACUUGAGAUUAAUGUAUAUCCAUGCGUACCAGUCCCUUGUCUGGAACCAUAUGGUCACGGAACGCAUUCGUCUCUAUGGAUCAGACCAUCCUGUUGUUGGCGACUUGGUUGCGGAGGAUAAGGCUGCAUUGGAGGUAUCAGAUGAAGCAGCGGACGAGAAGGGCUCGUCUACACAACAGCGGGAGCAUGUUCGAGCCAAGGUUCUGACGGAGGAGAACAAGGACCAAUACACGAUUUACGACGUGAUCUUGCCCAUGCCUGGCUUCGAUGUCAUUUACCCGACGCACGAGAUUGGAGAGAGGUACAAGGAAUUGAUGAACAAGGAUGGGCUGGACCCUUACAAGAUGCGACACCCGAACAAGGAGUACUCUCUUCCGGGAUCUUACCGCAGUAUCAUCAGCAAGCCAGAGAACGUCGAGUGGGAGAUUAUGAGGUACGAUGAGGCCAAUGUACCCUUAGUCCUCACGGACCUUGAAAAACUGGAAGGGAAGCCCAAGCCGGAGGGUGUGCCCAAUGGCAAGUUUUUAGCUUUGAUCUUGAAUUUGACACUCAAGUCGAGUCAGUACGCGACGAUGGCGAUUCGUGAGAUCUGCAAGCAGGAUACAUCGGCAGCGUUCCAGAGUACGCUGAACGUCGCAGAGGGUGAUAAUAGCAUGGACGCCAGCGCUAGUGCUAGUGCCAGCACGGAAGAGUCGUCUCUAGUUACACCAGAGGCGCUUGUUGCGGAGGAGAAUAAGGGGUCGUCCAAGAGAGACAUUGAACAAGUCGAAGGAGCUGAAGCUACCCCGGAUGCCAAGGCUAUGAAAGAAUAA